This is a messenger RNA of Macroventuria anomochaeta, 1910 nucleotides long. RefSeq names its product acid protease. The transcript is spliced from 2 exons. Gene Ontology annotation, molecular function: aspartic-type endopeptidase activity. Lineage: Eukaryota; Fungi; Ascomycota; Dothideomycetes; Pleosporales; Didymellaceae. Gene Ontology annotation, biological process: proteolysis. Bases 371 to 1789 code for a protein of 472 amino acids. The record is from RefSeq and is a predicted model, not a curated record.
CAGUGGGUUACGUGGGCAGCCGCACGAUCCGAGCAGCGUCCGCAGCACACUUCCAGGCCAGCUUCAGUGUGCGUCGUCAUCACUGGGUAACUGGUUGAUCGCCCCCUGCGCAAAUAAGACUUUCAAAGUCCGCGCCUAUUCUUCAUCACUGUUUUGCUUGCUUGUCUGCUUUUACCGUCGCUUUAUUUAUCCCUCCCUUCCUCAGACCCUCCUCGUCGUUACGCACUCAGCACCCUGCUACGUAUAGUCCGGGUCAACCAGUUCCGACUGCGACUCGCUGUGCGUCAGAUCUCCAGAAGCCACUGCAUCAGCCGGCGUCCGACACAUAUAGAUAGCCCGUCAAUCGCUUUUCCCAUACACAGGCGCCGUAAUGAAGUAUUCAACAUUUCUCGCCGCACAGUUGGUGUCGUCGGCGGCUGCAUGGAAGCUUGCACCACGAGAGAACCCAAGAGUAGUAGGCCUCGACAUCCAGCGCCGAAAUGUCGUCAACCCCGUAGGCCACGAUCAGCUGCGUAGGAGGCAGAAGACCGUCCAGCAGACGCUCGACAACCUGGAAACACUUUACUUUGCGAACGCAACACUAGGAACACCAGAACAGACCUUCCGCCUACACAUCGACACAGGUAGCAGUGAUCUGUGGGUCAACGCCGCCAACUCCGCACUAUGCACAGAGCGCGGCAACCAGUGUGGCGAUUCAGGGACGUACAGUGCCAAUGAGUCCUCGACAUACCAGUUUGUCAACAAUGCGUUUAACAUCUCCUACGUGGACGGCUCUGGCGCAUCCGGCGACUACGCGACAGACACCUUCCGCUUCGGCGGCCAGACAAUCACAGACAUGCAGUUCGGUAUUGGAUACACCUCGAGUUCACCAGAGGGUAUCUUGGGUAUUGGGUACACAAUCAACGAGGUACAGGUUAACCGCUUCGGAUUGGACGCAUACCCCAACCUGCCACAGAAGCUGAAGGAUGAUGGCACGAUCAGCAGCGUCGCGUACUCCCUCUGGCUGAACGAUCUCGAUGCCUCGACCGGCAGCAUCCUCUUUGGUGGUGUCGACACAGACAAGUUCACUGGCCAGCUUAGCACUCUGCCUAUCAUCCAGGAGUCCGGUGUCUACGCAGAGUUUAUCAUCGCCCUGACAGACAUGGGCAUCGGCAGCAACAAGACCUCGCUCUUCUCCAACUCCAAUGUGGCCGUUCUCCUCGACUCCGGUUCCUCGCUCAUGUACCUCCCCGACGCAGUCGCCACAGCAUUGUACACGCAGUUCAACGCACGCUACGACUCGAGACAAGGCGCUGCCUUUGUCGACUGCGACCUCGCCAACCAGGAGGGCUCGCUCGAGUUCGGCUUCAGCGGCGUCACCAUCUCUGUCCCUUACAACGAGCUCGUGAUUACCGCUGCCAUUAGCCGAGGCCAGCCAGUGUGUAUUCUAGGCAUUGGCCCAGCCGGCGAUAGCGUCUCGGUCCUCGGCGACACCUUCCUGCGCUCCGCCUACGUCGUCUACGACCUGAGCAACAACCAGGUCUCGCUCGCCCAGACAAACUUCAACGCCACCAGCUCCAACGUCCAGGAGAUCCAGGCUGGCUCCGACGGUGUUCCUGGCGCCAGUGUCGUCGCAAACGCUGUCUCGACAGCUGCCGUCGGCACCGGCGGACCUCGCGUCAACAGUCCCACCGUCACCGGCACACUCACAUCGACGGCCGGCGGGUACCCCAUGAUGACGGCAAGCCCGUGGCUGGCUGCUGGUGUUGCCGGCGUUGGUGCUGGUCUCCUGGGGUUCAACGGCUUCUGAAUAACCGACACGUGUAACGAGUUUCCUAUUUCUACUUGUCCGAACGUCUAUUAGCUAUGCAUCGGCGGCGUUUUCAGCAUGGUGCUGCAUAUGACGGAUCCAGGGUGUUCAUCCACGGGUG